Gasterosteus aculeatus aculeatus (three-spined stickleback) is the source of this 2191-nucleotide messenger RNA. Its product is annotated as glutaryl-CoA dehydrogenase, mitochondrial. Gene Ontology annotation, cellular component: mitochondrial inner membrane. Gene Ontology annotation, biological process: fatty acid beta-oxidation using acyl-CoA dehydrogenase; fatty-acyl-CoA biosynthetic process. The record is from RefSeq and is a predicted model, not a curated record. Lineage: Eukaryota; Metazoa; Chordata; Actinopteri; Perciformes; Gasterosteidae. Gene Ontology annotation, molecular function: flavin adenine dinucleotide binding; glutaryl-CoA dehydrogenase activity; fatty-acyl-CoA binding.
CCGAGGAGUGAGCGCCAUCGACCUCAGUGACAAAACAACGGAGCGAGACCACCGACUGCGGCGCCACGUAACAGACUCCUCUCCAUCAUGGCUUUGCGGGGCGCGCUGUGGCGCCUCCUGCUGGACCCUCACCGACGCGCCGUCGUGUCCGCGUGCAGAGCGCAGGGAACUGCAGCGGCGGCCAGAUGUGACAACGAGAAGGUUGCCUCGAAGUCCAAAACACAAAAGGUCCAGUUCAACUGGCGUGAUGGCCUGGACCUGGAGGGCCUUCUGACGGAGGAGGAGAUCAUGAUCAGAGACUCCUUCCGGACUUACUGCCAAGAGAAACUCAUGCCUCGCAUCCUUAUGGCCAACAGAAAUGAAGUGUUUGACAGAGAAAUCGUGUCAGAGAUGGGAGAGAUGGGGGUCCUGGGCCCCACCAUUAAAGGCUACGGCUGCGCCGGGACGAGCUACGUGGCGUACGGUCUGAUCGCCAGAGAGGUCGAGAGCGUGGACAGCGGCUAUCGCUCCGUCAUGAGCGUGCAGUCGUCGCUGGUCAUGCACCCGAUUAACGCCUACGGCACAGAGGAGCAGAAACAGAAGUAUCUCCCCAAGCUGGCUCGGGGGGAGAUCCUGGGUUGCUUUGGCUUGACGGAGCCGAACCACGGCAGCGACCCGAGCGGCAUGGAGACCAGAGCCAAGUACAAUCCGUCCAGUCGCACCUACUCGGUCACCGGCUCCAAGACCUGGAUCACCAACUCCCCGGUGGCGGACGUAGCCGUCGUCUGGGCCAAGUGCGACGACGGGAAGGUCCGCGGCUUCAUCCUGGAGCGCGGCAUGAAGGGCCUGACGACGCCCAAGAUCGAGGGCAAGUUCUCCCUCCGAGCCUCGGCCACCGGCAUGAUCGUCAUGGACGAGGUGGAGGUCCCCGAGGAGAACCUGCUGCCCAACGUCUCGGGCCUCGCGGGUCCUUUCGGCUGCCUGAACAACGCUCGCUACGGCAUCGCCUGGGGCGCUUUGGGCGCAGCCGAGUUCUGUUUCCACGCAGCUCGGCAGUACACGCUGGACAGAAUCCAGUUCGGCGUGCCACUGGCAAGGAACCAGCUGAUGCAGAAGAAAAUGGCCGACAUGCUGACAGAGAUCACCAUCGGCCUGCAGGCCUGUGUGCAGCUGGGAAGACUAAUCGAUGCUAAAAGAGCCGCCCCGGAAAUGAUCUCCAUGCUGAAGAGGAACAGCUGCGGCAAGGCCCUGGACAUCGCCAGGCAGGCCAGGGACAUGCUGGGAGGAAACGGCAUCUCAGACGAGUACCACAUCAUCCGCCACGUCAUGAACCUGGAGGCUGUCAACACGUACGAAGGUACCCACGACAUCCACGCGCUGAUCCUGGGACGAGCCAUCACAGGACUGCAGUCCUUCACUGUGGGCAAAUAGACGGGGACCUCGUCUCGCCCAAACAGCAGGAGCCCCGCUGCCAAACUCCUGAGUUCCCAUCUGUAGAAAGACAAUGUUUGUCCUCACAAUGUUUGUCCUCACUGAGGCACACAGUUAUGACGACUUCAUUAUUAGGUCAGCGCGAUUUGGAGUGCUUUAUUUUGAGGAAAUGAACGAGUCACUAUCUAAGUGUGUGUGAUUUGUUCAGAAGUUGAUUUUCCAACUUGAAGAAAGGGACUUUUUCUAGUCUUGAUCAUAACAGUUUGAGGUUUAAUCCCCCGUCGUAUUAAUGCAUAGACUUUUACAUAUGCUGCUGUCGUUAUUACUGAUAUUCUAAAGAGAAAAUUGCAUAAAUGCCUCCGACUUGUUUUUAAUUGCUUGUGCAGUGUUUGUAUCAUGUGAGAGAACAUCUGUGACCAGCUCAGUUACUACAGUGAGGUGUUUAUCACUAAGAGGUCAUAACCUUGCAUGGUUUGACAGGUCAAACUUAAAUAAACAAGUUAUUUUCGUUUUAGGGACAUAAGCCAGCUGUUAUUUCCCCCUCAGUGACAUUCAUAUGGAGGGGGCGUGAGAUGAUUUAUGAACGAGGAGAGAAUGAACUAUGUUCUGCUUUGUAUACAUACUGUGGCCAAUUGUGCAAUAUUAGAUAAUUUGUUUGGGUCUUGAAGUGGUCUCUAAAUAAAUCCCUCAGAGUUCAUGUAUUUGAGAUGUUUAUAUUUGAUGCCCUGCGUGUCAGACAACAUCCUCGCCGUUGAUUCAUUAAAGUAGUUGUAUUAAGGUU